Molecule: messenger RNA, 927 nt
Organism: Penicillium pulvis
Lineage: Eukaryota; Fungi; Ascomycota; Eurotiomycetes; Eurotiales; Aspergillaceae
Exons: 2
Coding region: 1-927 (308 amino acids)
Source: RefSeq, a predicted model, not a curated record
AUGAAUGCAACUGAGCCAUCGGCGUCGUUUCCGACAGGUGCCCACACCAGCAAAGCCAGAGAUAUAGACUCAUCUUCGUCCCGCUCACCCACUCACGUCGAGUCGGAUCUAUCCUCGUCGAUAAGCAGUAGUCGAUCCCGCUCAAGCGUUACGUCCCGAAAACAUUCCGGCGCUCAUCAGUCCCCGCAAUCGCAAAAGCGUCUCACUGAGAGCACCCCCAUUAACGGCGCUAGCUCAUCGCGUGGCUAUCAGGCCACUGAGCCGCCAAACCCGACUCGCGGGAAUUAUGAUCCGAAUAGGAAUGAUCAAAUCAUUGCCCCUGAAUCUAGCAAUGCUGCCGGUUCCUCCAACCAAAAGCCCCAGACUAAUCAGCCCGAGCCAGAGGACGAGGAACUCCACCGAUCCUGGUUAGGCCGGCUUGUGGACCGGUUCGGUGCCCUAGAACUGGAGAACAAGGGUAGUGUGGCACGAGAUCACUUGGCCUUGGAACGAACAUUCCUAGCAUGGAUGCGCACCUCUCUGGCAUUUGCCUCCAUCGGCAUCGCCGUUACCCAACUAUUCCGAUUAAACAGCGCCACUGCGUCUUCAAAUGCCAACUAUCAUGGCUCGUACAACAAUCAUCCCGGAAUUCAACCCCCUUCCGGUCCUGCGUCCAUUCUCGACACCUUCGCAAUGACCCCUUCGUCCCAGGAUACAUCCAGACUACGCAGUGUAGGAAAACCCCUCGGCUCGACUUUUAUUGGCGUUGCUAUCUUAAUUCUAAUCAUCGGAUUCCACCGUUACUUUGAGAGCCAGUACUGGAUUGUCCGUGGAAAGUUCCCUGCCAGCAGGGGCAGUGUGGCACUUACGGCUUUCGUGGCAAUUGCAUUGAUUAUUGCGGCAUUUGCGGUGAUAUUGGCUGUGUCGCCGAAUGCAUAUGAGUCUUAA